Kuraishia capsulata CBS 1993 is the source of this 1539-nucleotide messenger RNA. RefSeq lists its product as uncharacterized. The transcript has a single exon. The record is from RefSeq and is a predicted model, not a curated record. The coding region runs from base 1 to 1539 and encodes 512 amino acids. Gene Ontology annotation, cellular component: cytoplasm. Gene Ontology annotation, molecular function: guanyl-nucleotide exchange factor activity; protein binding. NCBI's taxonomy places the organism in Eukaryota, Fungi, Ascomycota, Pichiomycetes, Pichiales, Pichiaceae.
AUGCCCGGCCUCUUUGAUCUCGGCGAGGAUGUUAUUACAGGAAAUCUGAUCCCACUUUUGGAACCUAAAGAUAUCCAGAAUCUGGGUCAGACGUGUCGCUAUGCUCGGUCUAUUGUCAACCAAGGAAUAGUGUGGAGAGAGAUGUACCACAAGACCUUUGGAAAGGCACCCACACCCUACUCUCUGACCGAGCUCAAAUGGCCACAACUUUACAAACUGCGAAAGGAUGCGAAUUUGUACACGUGGGGAAAGUUUGAUGGAAGAUUGGGUUUGAGCAGGGAUGCUUUUCCUGAGGGCAUUAUGCCCGGCUCUGUGCCAUGGCCGGUGGAACUUUUUCACAUACCAUUAGCAGAUGUGACCUGUGGUGGGCUUUCAUUCCAGGUAUUGACAUCUGAUGGUGACUUAUAUUGUACUGGAUCUUUUCACAGCGCGUUUAGGAAAGGUGCACCUGGUCCUAUUGAACGCGACAGUCUUAGACGAAUGGAUGAUGGAGCUGGAUCAGCCGACCAUCGGUUGCUAAGGGAACUUCCACAAGCUGUGAUUCCGCACAUGAGAGGUCCUCACCGUCCUGGAGUCAUGAUGAUGCCAGAUGUUAAGAGAGCAAACGAAAUAAGUGCCACAAAGAAAACUGCAAAGAAGGUCGAUACCAAACAGGGAUUGCUGUUUCAACUCCUUACUGAAGGUACUGCCAAGAUCAUUGCAGUCAGUAGUGGACGCCAACACGUGCUUGCUUUGGACAAUGAUGGAGAGGUUUGGACUUGGGACACGGACUUUUUAGAGGACUCCGUAGGCGUGAAACUGAAGUUUCCAGGACUUCGGUCUGGCUCCAUCUUCUCAGUUUCUAGCCCUAUCCUCAAGAUCAGGGCUGGCUGGAACAUGAGUUCCGUUUAUGCGCUGAACCUUGGAAUAGUAGUCUGGAUGUGCAGAAAGAAAAUGUCACGAUCGAGCCAGAGGUCUGAAGGAUUAGAAGCACUCUACGUUGUUAUCCCGGAGACUGCCUCUACUUCAGACGACGACAAGGUGGUUGACUAUGUUUGCUUAGAUAAUGAGCUUGUGUAUCUCAAAGGCUCGGGAAAGCUGUUCAGUAUCAAAGUCCACAGGGAUGCUGAGUCAGGGGAGACUUUGCUGGGCCGUCUGCUGCCAUUGGCCAGCAAGCUGAAGAAAGUGCUUUCAAGGACGGACAAAAUCACGAGGCUUUCUGGGUCGUUCAGGACGUUGGUUGCAUUCACACUAGAAGACCAUGUGAUUGUUUUAAGACAGGAGAAUGGUCAAGAAAUGGAGGAUGCAGUUCCCAGAAUUUACGAGGAGCUACAAAAUGUGGAGUGUGUAUCAGUUGCAGUGGGUGAUUGGCACUACAUGGCGCUGCUGAAGAGCGGGAAAGUUCUCACAUGGGGUCUUAACAAUGGCGGAUGCUUGGGAAAUGGUGACUUGGGAGUUAAGCGUAUUGAUUCUCCGACUGAGGUAAAGGUGGAAGGCAAGGUGUUGGCCAUUGCUGCUGGUGGCUGGCAAUCAGGCGCAAUUGUUGCAAAGGAACAUUGA